UGGACAAAAGAUUAAUAAAUUGGACUAUUGAGUUUCUAUUCAAUAAUAAUAGAAAAAAAUGUUUUUCUAUUUAUUAUUUAGUGACUGACAAAUUGGGUUCACAAGCUAGCCAGGUUCGAGGGGACUGGACUUGGGUAAAAAAAUAUAUAUAAAUUCAUGCCAUGAUCAAAUCCAUGGAGAGAUAUGUUACCAAAAUGCAGGACAAGAAAAUACAAGCUACACUACGACACAGCUGGAUCUGGUUAUUGGAUUUAAGAUGCUGGUUGUUUUAAUAGAUGUUUAUCUGAAAAAAGAAAAAGAAAAGGUACCAAAGCAGAGGUAUAAAUAUAAUCUAAAUAAGUUAAGAUUUGUUGAUAUUAUGUCAAGUUUACAUCUCAACAAUACGAUUUCGUUUUCCUCUUGAAAAAAGAAAAAUCUGAGUGAUGGGAGAUUUAGAAGUUGACUAAGUUAUGAAAUGGGCAAGCAAAAAGUCACCAUUCACACUACUUUAUAAUGUACUAAUCAUUUUAGUCCUUCAGAUCUUAGGAUUUUAAUUUGUGGUCAAUCUAUCGAGAUUUUUUUAGGUGGAGAAAUAUUGAAGCUUUGGUGUCAAUCUACUGAAUACAAAGAUUAACACAGCAGGUAAAUAUCAGUAGUGUUUGUUGACAAAGGUGAAGAUAAUUCGUCAACUAAAACCUAGGAAAGGUGCAUUGAUUAGCGCCCUUUACUCAAUCUAAUGCAUUGAUUAGCGCCCUUUACUCAAUCUAAGUUGCUGUAUCAGGCACAUGAUAAAUCGCCGACCAAGUCACCAACCAUUUAACAUAUAUUUGCUUGAAUGACUGAAUCAAUUAAGUUUACUAUUCAGUAGGCACCAAUGCCCUUUUGAAGGUUGUGGGUUUGAGAGAACUUAAGGAUGUAAGAUGGACAGAGAACUGAAGGGAUCAUAAACAAGAAGCUUUAAGCUUUUGCUUUACACUUUAGAAUAUAAGAUGGACAGAGAUUUUGAGGGACACUGCCACUGCCACAUCUUUGCGGUUAAUCUUGUCUGGGAGUUCUACACUGAAACUAUACUCUUGUGUAAAAAGAGUUAAAUGUUGACAAUUACAUACAUACACACACAAAAGAAGAACGAUAAAAAGGAAUUUAAUAGGAGACAACUGCCAUUUGUCAGUGUAUCAAGUCCCAUCUUCUCUCAUUAAUUAAACAACACAAUUGCAACGUGCUUACAUAAAUCUACCUUUGAAAGAUCCUCUACUUCAUAAACAACAAACAAAUCCAUCAAAUACCAAACCCCCUCUCCCCACCUCUUUCUUUCUUCAACUCAAACAACAGCAAUAGAAAAACAAGGUUAAAAUGCCGGGUGAUCUGGCCAAGACAGACUCCGAGGCGAGCAGCCUAAGUCAAUCAUCGCCACCAAGGUCCCCUCGUCGACAAAUGUACUACGUUCAGAGUCCAUCAAGGGAUUCCCAUGAUGGUGAAAAGACUACCAACUCCUCCAACUCCACCCCGGUGCUCAGCCCCACCCACUCUCAGUCCAACUCUUCCUUAGGCCCUCAUUCUUCCCGCGAGUCUUCUUCCACCCGCCUCUCAAAACACCAUGGAUCUCGCAAGCCUCGCACCAAUAAGCAGUCAUGGAAAGAGUUCGACGCCAUUGAAGAAGAAGCUUUGCUUGACGGUGAAGCUGCCCAUCAUGCCCUACACCGUCGACGUUGCUAUUUCCUCGCCUUUCUUGUUGGCUUCUUCGUGCUUUUCACUACGUUUUCAUUGAUCCUAUGGGGCGCUAGUAGACUUCAGAAACCUAAAAUCACCAUGAAGAGCAUUUCGUUCAAUGAAUUUGUAGUACAAGCUGGUGCGGAUUUCUCAGGGGUCAGUACUGAAAUGGUGUCGAUGAACUGCACAGUGAAGCUCACAUAUCGAAACACAGCUACAUUUUUUGGGGUUCAUGUAACAUCAACACCCUUACAUCUCUCUUACUCUCAGCUCACAGUGGCUACUGGAUCGAUACACAAGUUUUAUCAAUCAAGAAAGAGCCAAAGAGCAUUGAUUGUGAUGAUGAAAGGGAGUCAUAUUCCGUUGUAUGGAGGAGGAGCUAGCUUGGCUAGUCUCAAUGGUGCACCCACUCAACCUGUGCCAUUGGCACUUGACUUCAUGGUUCGUUCCAGAGCUUAUGUUUUGGGCAAGUUGGUGAAGCCCAAGUUCUAUAAAAGAAUUCAAUGUUGGGCUGCCAUGGACCCCAAAAAGAUGAGUAAGGCUAUUUCACUAAAAAACAAAUGCAGUUACAGCUAAUAAUUCAAUACAUCUGUUGUACUUUCUAUCAACAGCUAGAUUCUGGGGAGGAUAUUUAAUGGUUCUCAAGGGCAUUGGAAAUGUAGUAGGGGUGGGUCGGUGGUUUCAAUAUUUGUUUUCAGGACUUGUAAUUUGGAGUUUGGCCGACAUUUUUUAAUGGAUGCCUAUUUUGCUUUUAUCGUUCUUUUAUGGCCUUCCAAAAUGGGCCAUUACGAUGUGUAAAAUAUGCUUAGUAACAGGAAUUCAUGUCAAUUUCACAUUUUGCAACCUUGAAUCCAUUACUAUUGGUCCAAUUGUAAGAUUUUUGAACUUUAGAUUAUAUCCACUAAUAAAUGCGAGAGAGAUUUAGUUUCUAAAUUUAA
Molecule: messenger RNA, 2627 nt
Organism: Gossypium arboreum
Lineage: Eukaryota; Viridiplantae; Streptophyta; Magnoliopsida; Malvales; Malvaceae
Exons: 4
Coding region: 1333-2265 (310 amino acids)
Source: RefSeq, a predicted model, not a curated record